This is a messenger RNA of Brugia malayi, 639 nucleotides long. RefSeq lists its product as uncharacterized. Gene Ontology annotation, molecular function: lipid binding. The transcript has 5 exons. The record is from RefSeq and is a predicted model, not a curated record. Lineage: Eukaryota; Metazoa; Nematoda; Chromadorea; Rhabditida; Onchocercidae. Bases 1 to 639 code for a protein of 212 amino acids.
AUGUUGCGGUAUCAUUGUAUAGUAUCUCUGAUACUACUGAACUUUAUGAAAUUAUCGACAUGUAGACCGACUGGUAAGCUUGCUUCCAACCGAACUGAUAUCACGUCUUUGGCUAUCGAAUUACUUGAAUUUAUUCCAUCCAGUCUAUUAACAUUUUUCGGCGAUCUGAACGAUACGGAUCGAAGUGCGCUUUUAGAAUUAACCAGAAACAUUUCUCGAAGUCGGUUGACGGCUGAUACCGAAAAAGAAUUCUUGGAAGGCCUGAAAAGGAAAAGUGAGAAUGCUUAUCAGAAAGUAAUGGGCGUGCAGAACUAUUUGUCGCACAAAAUUGAACGUUUAAAGCCAGAAAGCAAAAGUUUUACUAAAAAAGUUAGCGAUAAAUAUAUUUCACUGUUCACAAAUCCACAAACGGCGCCCAAAGGAACGUUCAUGAAAAUGAAGUCGUUUGUGAAUGAAACAUUUAAAAUAUAUGACCAUUUGAGCGAGGCAGCAAAAAAUGAUCUGGAAGCAGCAUUUCCGGAAAUAGCACAAUUGAUCAGAAAUCCACGAUUUCGAGAUUACAUGAAACGUGUGUUCGACAGUGCCGAUGUGAAAAGAGCAUUCAACCGGGCAGAUAGAAUGAUCAAUCCAAAGCAGUAA